This is a messenger RNA of Schistocerca gregaria, 1296 nucleotides long. Its product is annotated as glutamic acid-rich protein-like. Bases 57 to 380 code for a protein of 107 amino acids. The transcript has a single exon. The record is from RefSeq and is a predicted model, not a curated record. Lineage: Eukaryota; Metazoa; Arthropoda; Insecta; Orthoptera; Acrididae.
ACAAAGCCAGUUGGAAGUGCGUUACGCGAAGUACACUUCGAAUCUCUCCGGUAAAGAUGAGUUCUAAGGAAAAUAACUCUGAAGUCGCUGUCGACAAAGUUACAGAAAACAACGAGAAGGCGGGAGGUGAUGCAAAAUCAGAAGUUAAAGGCACUAAGAGGCCAGCAGAGUCUAAAGGAGAAGAUGCGAAAAAAAAACAGAAAAAAGAGGAGAAUGGCGAGGAGGAUGACGUAGAGGAUGAGGAAGAUGUGGAAGGAGAGGAGGAGGAGGAAGAGGAAGAACUUCCAGAAGGAGAGGAAGAAUUAGAUGAGGGAGAAGAAGAGGAAGAAGAUGAGGGUGAAGGAGAAGGGGAAGGUGAAGAAGAUGAAGAGGAUGCAUAAUGAGAAGUGUGCUAUAAAGACUUGUAUACAGAAAGCUUGGAACUAUGGAGUGAAAAAAUUCACAUCAGUUUGAAAGACUUCGAUGAUGGAUUACAUAGUCAUUCUUUUUUUCUUUCUGUCUAACCAUCGAAACAGUUCUGAAGAUUGAAGUUCUAUGGCGUGUGCUGUGUUAGUUGGAAACAUUUGGGCUAAGGUACCGGUAGGUCUUUUUUAUAAAUAACUAAAAACCCUUGCAAUGUACCCUGUUUUACUGUAUGAGUGACUAAAUUUUUACUGUGGUAGUUUAGUCCUGAUACAUUGUGUGACAGUAUUGAAAGAAUGGGAGAACUUUAACACUGAUACCCAGGCUCACUCCUUAACUCCAAGUUUUGAAGUGGAAUAUGAAUUUAAUAAUUUUAUAUGGGGGAUUUUAAAAUAUACUAAAUCAUUCACAACACAUGGUUUUAUUUAAAUUUGAUUUUCAUUUCUCACUUAAACUGUGAAUAUUCCCCCAUUACGAAUUUGAAAUAAAGCAGGGAUUAUAGGCUGAGGGCAGCCUUGUAAAGACGAUAUUGGAAGUAAUUCAUUAAUAGUAAUGAAAUAUAAAGAAACGUUUACAACCAAAUGGAAUGACGAAUAUUGUGUGUGUGAGUUUAAGUUGUGAAAGAAACAAUAUUUUGUAAUAACAGGUGGAUUUUGUUUCCUUUGAGUUGUUUCCUUUUUAAAAGUGUUUUGUUUCCACUCCUACUUUCGAGUUGUAAUAUGUUUCGUCAUGUUGUAACAUAGAAUAGCUACCUUUUUUUAUUGUGAACAGUGAAUACAAUUUUACUGUACAAAGAUUUUUGAAAAAAGAAAAAUAGACCACAAAAACCUCAGCAGUGGAAUAAAUUUGACCACUUUGAUACAAAUGUGCACCUUUCAGUGUUAACUGCCAGCA